This is a messenger RNA of Talpa occidentalis (Iberian mole), 5020 nucleotides long. RefSeq names its product 5-methyltetrahydrofolate-homocysteine methyltransferase reductase (gene MTRR). Gene Ontology annotation, molecular function: flavin adenine dinucleotide binding; [methionine synthase] reductase (NADPH) activity; FMN binding. Gene Ontology annotation, cellular component: cytosol. Lineage: Eukaryota; Metazoa; Chordata; Mammalia; Eulipotyphla; Talpidae. The transcript has 17 exons. The record is from RefSeq and is a predicted model, not a curated record. Gene Ontology annotation, biological process: homocysteine metabolic process. The coding region runs from base 1245 to 3311 and encodes 688 amino acids.
GGGAGACCCGCCCCACCCCAGGCCCCCUGCUGUGCCAGAGGAAGGAAAAUUAGCAGGUGCGCUGGCACCUUAGUGAUUUUAAAAGCAGAGCUAAAAGGGAGGCGUGAGGAGAAGGUGAGCAGAGCAAACAGAAGCGGAGUGCGGCACAGCCCAGCGAGAGAAUACGGAGGGUCUCGCUUUCAGAAAACUGCAGGUUUGAAAAUUUUGGAUUUCAAAAUACAAUGAGGAGGUUUACGCCUGAUUCACAAAGCUGGCAUUUGGACUGGACGCAAGGGCCUUUCUUGGUCCUCUGGGCUGGCAGAGCACACGGGAGUCUGGAGAGGGACACCUGAACCAGCCAUCGCUUUUACAGAGAAAACUGGUGCCAUCGUACCUGAACCACCUGGUACCCCAGCAAGCUCAGCUGUCUCUGCUUGAUGGUUUCCCUCCCCAGCAGGUGCCUGCUAGUCAUGCAGAACCUUUUCGGCCCAUCGAUGCAGAGCGCUAGCCUGGAAGAUGGGGAGAGACAACAGCUCAGGCCUAAAGCAGCACCUGGGGUCGCUGCUCCUGCCCCACGUGUUCUCAAGUAAUCCACGACGUGCGGUUCCUCUUCUGUUGGGAAAGGGCUCGAUUUCAUUACACUCAUGUACGUAAAAUGUCACGAGGAAUUUCCAAAAACAGUAUAACGCAAAGCAGGGCUCUCAUUUCCAGAAUCGUGACUGUUUUUCUCACCUUCACCAUCACUGCUAAUAACCCUGAGAAAUCUCUUAACGUAAGACCCGCCAACCCCAACGGUUUUCUUUACCUUUUAUGCACAUCUUCAUCAACUGUGAAUGGCAAUACAAAUCCUUCUUCAUCUAACUUAAUUUCAACAUCUGGUGAGAGAAGAAAGGAAAAAUUCUUCGUGAUACCCUCAUCAACACUAUCUUCCUCUCGUCCUGGUUCUGACUCCGUCCGCACCGCCUUUACCAACGGGGCUGAAGGCUGCAAAGUAAUGACCACACCAGACAGGCGCUCUCGGCUCCGCGGCGGUCCUGAAGGUCCCCCCUUGUGAGUGGGGUCCCCCCCUUGUGAGUGGGGGCUCCCCCUUGUGAGAGGGGGCCCAGCAUUCAGCGCACGGUCCGGCCCCUCCGUCUGACCUCCGCGCCGUGGAGUCGGAGCCCCAUCCCGUGCUCGCCGCUGCGGGGACCUAGCGCAGGCCGGUCACCCGCCCCUGGAGAAGCUGCUGACCGGCAGUGCAGCCUCCGGCCUGGCCACACCAGGGGAUGCGGCGGUUUCUGCUGCUGUUCGCCUCGCAGCGUGGCCAGGCGCAGGCCAUCGCCGAGGACAUCCGUGAGCAGGCGGCAGCGCGCGGGUUCUCCGCGGAUCUGCACUGCGUCAGUGACUCGGCCCAGUAUGACCUGAGAUCCGAGACCGCACCCCUCGUGCUGGUUGUCUCCACCACGGGCACCGGAGACCCUCCCGACACUGCCCGCACGUUCGUGAAGAACAUACAGGACAAGACGCUGCCAGCCGAUUACUUUGCCCACCUGUGGUACGGACUGCUAGGUCUGGGUGACUCCGAAUACACCUACUUCUGCAACGGGGGCAAGCUGAUCGACCGGCGACUCCAGGAGCUCGGCGCCCGGCGCUUCUACGGCACAGGACACGCGGACGACGGUGUGGGUCUGGAGCUCGUGGUUGAGCCGUGGGUGGACGGGCUCUGGGCCGCCCUCUCGAAGCACUUCGCGUCCAGCCGAGGAAGCGCGAUGAGCGGGGCCCUCGCCGCCACGGCUGCCUCCGCAGAGUCCGCCCCGGGGCGGCCGGGAGCGCCACCACUUGAGGCCCAGGUGCAGCUCCUCAGGCUGGACGAAGAGGAGGGAGGGGGCGCUGCCGUCUCGGAACCAAGUGCAGCCAGCAGAGGUGGGGCGAGCCCUGCGACUGGAGCCCCCGAGGCCUCCCUGACCUGCUCGGUGCCCCCGCUCGCCGGCGCCUCCCUGAGCAUCCCCGUGGCGCCUCCGGAGUACCUGCAGGUGCACCUGCAGGAGUGCCCUGGCCAGGAGGAAAGCCCAGCACCUGUGACUUCUGCGGAGCCGGUUUUUCAAGUCCCGAUUUCCAAGGCGGUUCAGCUGACCACAAACGACGCCAUAAAGUCCACUCUGCUGCUGGAACUGGACAUCUCGAACACAGACUUCUCCUACCAGCCUGGCGACGCCUUCAACAUCCUCUGUGCCAACAGCGACGCGGAGGUGCAGGGCCUGCUCCAGCGGCUGCGGCUGGCGGACCAUGGGGGACACCGCGUGCACGUGGUCGUCAGGGCUGGCACCAGGAAGAAAGGAGCCGCCUUGCCCCAGCACAUCCCCGAGGGCUGUUCCCUCCGGCGCAUCCUCACCUGGUGCCUGGACAUACGAGCCGCGCCUAAGAAGGCCUUUCUGCGUGCCCUGGUGGACCACACCCCCGACCCUGCCCAGCGGCGCCGGCUGCAGGAGCUGUGCAGCCGCGAGGGGGCAGCCGACUACAGCCGCUUCCUGCGGGACGCCCGCACCAGCCUCCUGGACCUCCUCCUGGCCUUCCCCUCCUGCCAGCCCCCGCUAAGCCUCCUGCUCGAACACCUGCCGAAGCUGCAGCCCAGGCCGUACUCGUGUGCGAGCUCAAGCCUGCUCCACCCGGGGAAGCUUCGCUUCGCCUUCAGCGUGGUGGAGCUCCCGUCAGGCACCGCGCCGCCGGCUCCGCGGAGGGGCGUGUGCACGGGCUGGCUGGCCCUGCUGGCCCAGGCGCUUCUGCAGCGGGCCGGGGGCAGCCCGGCUCCCGAGAUAUCCAUCUCUCCUCGAGCGGCAAAUUCUUUCCACUUACCGGAUGACCCCUCUGUCCCCAUCGUGAUGGUGGGGCCGGGCACUGGUGUCGCGCCCUUCAUUGGCUUCCUCCAGCACAGGGAGAAGCUCCAAGAGCAGCACCCGGAUGGACACUUCGGAGCCACGUGGCUGUUUUUUGGCUGCAGACACAAGGACAGGGACUACCUGUUCAGGGACGAGCUCCGGCGUUUCCAGAAGCUGGGAGUCCUGACGCACCUGAAGGUCUCCUUCUCGAGAGAGGCCCCUGCGCAGGGGCCGGGGGUGCCGGCCAAGUACGUGCAGGACAGCCUACGGCUCCACGGAGGGCAGGUGGCCCAGGCCCUCCUGCAGGAGCGCGGCCGCCUCUACGUGUGCGGAGAUGCCAAGAAUAUGGCCAAGGACGUCAACGACACCCUCGUGGAGAUCAUAAGCGCGGAGGCUGGAGUCGACAAGCUGCAGGCGAUGAAGACCUUGGCCACCUUGAGGGAAGAGAAGCGCUACCUUCAGGAUGUUUGGUCGUAAAAUCAGGAAGUAACGGAAGAGAAUGAAGCGUCUUUGGCUGCAGGUACCAGAAGAUAGUUUCUCUGAAGCUGAGACUUUCACUAUUUUCAACAUUUAAAAAAUACUUUUUAAAAACGUUUUGAGCAGAGGGGGUCGCCCAGGCCCUCCCCGUGGCCUGUAGGCCUGAGCUGAGGCAGCCCCCGCCCCCAGCGCCUCCCGGAGCCCUCGGGUCCUGGGGAACAGAGGCCCCAGCCUGUGAGUCCACACCCCCGCCGCGGCUCCCAGGGCGGGCCGGGCGCCGAGUUGGCUGGGAGGAGGGACCCUGCACCAUGCGCCGCAAAGGGAAUGUGUCCAUUUUAUAGGCGAUGCCCGGGAAGAAGGUCACGUUACUAGAUGUCGGUCACACAUGAACAGCAUAUCUGACUACGUAUUUAUAGAGUUUUAUCAAAUUAUUAUUUAUUGCCAAGAGUAUUUUUCUGAUAAAAAUCUUUUAAGAUAAUGCUUGUAGGGUUUUUUUUUUAAUCAUGCUAGAAAGGUGAAGUAUAUUUUGAAUUUCUCUUCUGGCAGGUGCUCUGUCCGUUUCUCCUUUUUAACCCCCCAGUUCCAGGCUCUGGAAACAUCUGUGUUCAGUGUACAGGCCCCGCAUAGACACUUUCUAGCAAAGCUGCAACUCAGCUCCUUUCUCUUCUGUUCCUUCCUGUCACUCAAGCUGGAGCCUUGCCUUAAAUUAAUGACAAUUAAUAUCCUUAUUUUAAGCUCCUGCUGUGGGUUGAUUUUUACUAUCCCCACACGCUUCUAUUGAAGUCCUUCAGCCCAAGGCGCUGAUGGUGGGAGUUGGGCCUUUGGGGGCGAGGCUGUGAGACUCAGCCCCCAGAAUGGCUCAGUCUGUGCCCCUCAGGCCCAGAGAAGCCCCUCGGCUCCCCCACAUGCGGACACAGGAGGAAACUGGCUCUCUGCCCCCGAGGUGGCCUCGCACGUGUCCCACAAGAAGUAAAUGUCUGCCCUUCACGAGCCACCACCCUGGCCUUAGGCGAUGCCACCUGAGGACUGAGACAGUUGCCAAAGACAGGGUCCCUGGAGAGCAGUCAGGACAGAGCAGCAGUCCGUGAUGGCUGUUUCGCUGGGCUUUAGUCCAUGUUAUUUUUCUUAUGGAGACUGGCAUUUAAAAAAAUCUCUACCUGUCCAGGGCUUCUGGUCAUUUUGAAAAAUUAAGGAUCUGCGGGAAAUAAAAUCUUUUGAUUUGAUAAGGCUUUGUGGCCAUUAUAUUAGGCUCUGGUCUCAUUUUGAGAGAAAAAAUCUGAAAACAAGGGGCAGGGAAAGGUACUACGUGUUGUCACACAUGGUGCUCCAUGUCACACACGUGAUGCUCUGCAUCACACAUGGUGCUCCGUGUCACACACAUGAGGCCCUGUAUCACACAUGGUGCCCCGUGUCACACGUGGUGCUCUGUGCCGUGUGACCACAUGCACACGCUGCACGUGCCGGUCAGAGCAAGCGCAGGCACUGGAAGGGACCGCAGUGUCCUUCCCGAUGAUGACAAAACCUCCGGGAACUGUCCACAGACCUCUGCAGAGAAGGGCCCCCAACCGGGAAGUGCUGGUCACACGUGGGCCUGACCACAAAGCCCCAGUGCCUGGCAUCUCAGCUCCCAGGGGGGCCUCACUAUCCCUCAGCACGGCCCGCAGGCAGGGGUGGAAGCAGGUUGUUUGCGGUGGUGUAUGGGGCAAGCC